Molecule: messenger RNA, 1298 nt
Organism: Vigna umbellata (rice bean)
Lineage: Eukaryota; Viridiplantae; Streptophyta; Magnoliopsida; Fabales; Fabaceae
Product: dof zinc finger protein DOF2.1-like
Biological process (GO): regulation of DNA-templated transcription
Molecular function (GO): DNA binding; DNA-binding transcription factor activity
Source: RefSeq, a predicted model, not a curated record
GACCACAUUGUACGACAAAAAGAAUCAUUUUUCUCUUCCUCUCUCUCUAUAUAUUGGGAUUGUUUGCUUUAUAUAUAGAGACAAGUCCUUCUGUUUCUAUUACCAUCCCUCACUUUGCAUGAGAACUUCUCCCAUCUAUCUGUCUAUCGAUCUCGAUUUUCUAUAUUUGCUCUCUCACUGUUCUCCUUCUCUUUUUGUCCCAGCACGCCUUAGACAAGCAGAUAGAAACCACCCACAUAACAAAAUCACUCCUUUUCAGGUUCCAACCAAGGACUGCUUAGUCUGAUUCUGAUUCUGUGGAUGGAUCCUUCUAGUGAACAACCCCAGCAAAUGUCUAGCCAGACAGUGGAGAAGAAACCAAGGCCUAAUCCAGAACAAGCUCUGAAAUGCCCAAGAUGCGAUUCCACCAGCACAAAAUUUUGCUACUACAACAACUAUAGUCUUUCUCAGCCAAGAUAUUUCUGCAAGUCUUGCAGGAGAUAUUGGACCAAAGGAGGAACACUGAGGAAUGUUCCAGUGGGAGGAGGAUGCCGAAAGAAGCGAUCAUCAUCAUCAUCAUCGUUAAAGAGGGAUCAUGAUCAGAGUUUCAAACCGAAUCUUAACCCACUCACUACAUUCCCUCAGCUGUGUUAUGGCUCCAAUGACUUCACUCUAGCAUUAGCAAGACUUCAAAAACAAUCAUGUGGCCAAUUGGGUUACAAUGACAGUGAAAUUUCUGCGCUGGGGAACCCCACAGGCUCGUUCUGUGACGUUCUGAGCAAUUCAGGCAUGAAUCCCUACUCAGACCACCCUUCAUUUUUGGACGCAAUUCGAAGUGGGUUCCUUGAAACGCAAAACCAUCUUCAGAAUUUGUAUUACAUGUACGGAAAUGGGGACAUUGGGGAGGUAGAUAAUGGCAAUUCUGGUGGAGUUGGAAUCAGUGAAGAGAUGAUGCUCCCUUAUAAUCAAGUGAUGAGCAAUGCAGCCACUCAAUCAGUGAGUGCAUUACUGAAGCAAGAACAGUGUGGUGGCAGUGAGCAAAGUGAAAGGAAGCUGUUGGGAGGUUCGCCAUGGCAGCUUAAUGCAGACACAAACAUUGCUGAAAUUGAUUCAGGAAGAGCAAUUGAAAGUUGGAACAAUUUCACAUCUUCUUGGCAUGGACUUCUCCAGAGUCCCCUAAUGUAGAACCCCAACUGCAAGAAAAAUCACAAGGCACUUUCUUGACUAAAAUAUCAGUCUUUAUCAAACUGUCAAUCCUCUUUAGUAUUGGGUUAACAGGGAUAUGAUUCACUUGGAUCCUUUCUUUUCUUGUGUUUUUU